Messenger RNA from Diospyros lotus (date-plum), 1774 nucleotides. RefSeq lists its product as uncharacterized. The record is from RefSeq and is a predicted model, not a curated record. NCBI's taxonomy places the organism in Eukaryota, Viridiplantae, Streptophyta, Magnoliopsida, Ericales, Ebenaceae. The transcript has 2 exons. Bases 193 to 1491 code for a protein of 432 amino acids.
UUUUGUAAUGAUUCUCCCAGCCCUGCAAAUCCAAUCCAUUUCCAGCUGUUCUCUCUCUCUCUCUCCAUCUUCUUCCCCUUCCAUCCCAUAUGUGUGUGUAUAUAUAUAUAUUACAAAUCUCCACUGAUCUCUCCCUUCAACACUGGCGACUGAGGGAGAGAGACAGAGAGAGAGCAAGCGAAUCCAUCCACCAUGGACCCUUGCCCUUUCAUGAGAAUUAUCGUCGGAGGUUUGGCCCUGAAGUUUCCGGUGGCCUCCAAACCUACCUUUUCCGGCGUCCACCCAGCCUCCUCCCCCUGCUUCUGCAAGAUCAAGCUCAGCAACUUCCCUUCCCAGAUCGCUUCCGUCCCUCUCGCGACCCAGAACGAUCCCCACUGCCCGGCCACCCAAGCCGCCUGCUUCAACCUCUGCAAAUCACAGUUCGAUAAGUUGGCUUCCAAGCGCCACUGCGUGAAGAUCGAGAUCUACACCGGCCGGACAGGGAACACCUGCGGGCUCAGCUCCGGCGAGCUUCUGGGGAAACUUUUGGUGCCUUUGGAUGUGAAGCCUGCCGAUUCAAAGUCGACUCGGACCUUUGUGAUUCAAAACGGCUGGGCCUCGUUGAAAGGAUCGUCCACUCAAUUGCAUUUGAAUGUGAAAGCCGAGCCGGAUCCAAGAUUUGUGUUUCAGUUCGACGGUGAACCGGAACGCAGCCCUCAAGUGUUUCAAGUCAAUGGAAAUAAUGUCCGGCAGCCUGUUUUCACCUGCAAGUUCAGCUUCAGAAACUCCGGCGAGCACAGUCUAAGAUCCAGAUCAUCGGUGAUGGAGCGAAGAACAUCAAAGAGGUGGUUGAAUUCGCUAAGUUCGAAGACAGAGCAAACGGUGAAGGAGCGAAAAGGGUGGUCGAUCAUGGUCCAUGAUCUCUCUGGUUCGCCUGUGGCGGCGGCGUCAAUGGUCACCCCUUUUGUGCCGUCGCCGGGCACUGAUCGGGUCAGCCGGUCGAACCCGGGUGCCUGGCUGAUCCUCCGACCCGGAUCCGGAACCUGGAACCCCUGGGGCCGCCUCGAGGCCUGGCGGGAGCCCGCCACCCACCACCUCGGCUACCGCUUCGAGCUCCUCCCGGAUGCCGCCUCCGGCGGUUCCGACGCCGUCACGCUCGCCAACUCCAAUCUCAGCAUCAAGAAUGGCGGCAAGUUCACCAUAGACGUCGGAUCCGGAUCAGGGUCUACCCCGGAUCCAAGCCCCACUAGCAGCCUGGACCUCGGGUCAGGGUCGUGGGCGGACCUCAUGUACCAGGGCUUCGUGAUGUCGUCUACGGUGGGAACCGGCGCCGGGAAGCACAGGAAGUCGCCGGAGGUGGAAGUGGGGGUGACGCACGUGACGUGCACGGAGGAUGCGGCGGCGUUCGUGGCAUUGGCGGCGGCGGUGGAGCUAAGCGUCGACGCAUGCCGGCCGUUCUCGCAGAAGCUCCGGAAGGAGCUGAGGCAGCAGAAGCAGGAGCUAGUCGUUUGAUUGAUUGGGUCGGGCGACGUCGUUUUGCUUCCGGGGGGGGGUAAAGGCACUGUUUGGUUGUUGGGUUUUGCUGAGCGAAGGAACAGCAGGUUUUUAGCUGUUUUCCACUGCUUGCUUGCUUGCUGCUGUUCAUGUUCUGUGUACAGUGAAUCACAGUUGGGUUCUCUCUCGUAUAGUUAUUUUUUCUGGGAAUCUGUAAUCUAAUGUUCUAUUUAUUCAUUUAUUAUUAACUUCCUUGGUGCUUGAGUAUUUUUUUUUAUUUAAUAUAUGUAUUUGAAUCCUA